Fundulus heteroclitus (mummichog) is the source of this 1257-nucleotide messenger RNA. RefSeq names its product twist family bHLH transcription factor 1a (gene twist1a). The transcript has 2 exons. Lineage: Eukaryota; Metazoa; Chordata; Actinopteri; Cyprinodontiformes; Fundulidae. The record is from RefSeq and is a predicted model, not a curated record. Bases 201 to 743 code for a protein of 180 amino acids. Gene Ontology annotation, biological process: developmental process; regulation of transcription by RNA polymerase II. Gene Ontology annotation, molecular function: RNA polymerase II transcription regulatory region sequence-specific DNA binding; protein dimerization activity; DNA-binding transcription factor activity, RNA polymerase II-specific.
CCAGCCUGGCAGAUACCUCUCCCUGUUUGUGGCGCAUAAGAUUUCAUAAUCCAGAUCUAAAACCAGCGCAGGCCAUACGCCUUAAUAUAGCUCAGCUGUUUGUUGAUAUUUUGUGACACUUGAAGAGGACUUGGGCCAAGGGGUUCACAACUGUACAAGAAACUGUGCGACGGGCUAAUUAAAGUCCCUCUGAGAAUACGAUGCGGGAAGACGACUCCUCCCCGAUGGACAGCGCUGGGAACAGCGAGGAGGAGAGCGACCGUCAGCUGCCGCGGAGAGGGGCGAGGAAGCGGCGGGCAGCGCGCAGGAGCACAGACGAGGAGGAGGAGGAGGAGGGAGGCGUGGGGAGCCCCAUCCGGGACAAGAAAAAGUGCAGAAAGAUCCGCGACGGCGGUGGAAGCGGAGGCAGCGAGGCCAGCAGCAGCAGCAGCCCAGCGCGCUCUUUCGACGACCUGCAGACGCAGCGCGUGAUGGCCAACAUCCGCGAGCGGCAACGGACGCAGUCACUCAACGAAGCGUUUACGUCGUUACGUAAAAUAAUCCCCACCCUCCCGUCCGACAAGCUCAGCAAGAUCCAGACGCUGAAGCUGGCGGCCCGCUACAUCGACUUUCUGUGCCAGGUUCUCCAGAGCGACGAGCUGGAUGCGCGAGGGACCAGUUGCAGCUACGUGGCGCACGAGCGCUUGAGCUACGCGUUCUCAGUUUGGAGGAUGGGGGGCGCGUGGUCCUUGUCCACCACUUAACACUAACUGGACUCGGGAUGUCUGUGAUGGGAAAUCAGGACUGAGGAACCAGUGCAUCGGGCCAAAGACAGCCGAGUCCCAGGAUCAGCUGAUCUGCUUCAGGCCUCUGAGGAACGCAGCCCUUUCGCAUUUCCCUUUGCAUGGAUUGUAAUGUUUGCAAAGGGAGCACUUAGGACAGCCGGGACGGAUAUGAAGACAGAGAGAGACCACUGCGACUAUGAAUGUUGUAAAAGCAAAACGAGCCCCCCAACAAACUGCUCUGUUUUGAAACAUGAGAGAGAGAGAGAGAGAGAGAGAGAGAAAGAAAAAGGACAAUCAACUCCACAUUCCCUGUGACAAUGUUUCAUGGAAAACGAAGUAUCUUGUAUUUAUUUUUGUAUGCAGGUAUGACAUUUCCUUAAUCCUCUUUCUCCAAUAAAGCUUAUUUAUUUUCAGGAUAGUGUUCAAUGGGUAGACAAUUUAUUGUGUUGUAAAUAUUUGGCGAUGUGAUGAAUAAAGAUGUUUUUAAAUGCAA